Rana temporaria (common frog) is the source of this 2468-nucleotide messenger RNA. RefSeq lists its product as uncharacterized. Bases 94 to 2016 code for a protein of 640 amino acids. Gene Ontology annotation, cellular component: plasma membrane. Gene Ontology annotation, biological process: proteolysis. Gene Ontology annotation, molecular function: metalloendopeptidase activity. The transcript has 16 exons. NCBI's taxonomy places the organism in Eukaryota, Metazoa, Chordata, Amphibia, Anura, Ranidae. The record is from RefSeq and is a predicted model, not a curated record.
AAUGUUUAAUGUAUUUACAUUUUAUAGGAUCAAAUUGAUCAUCUUCUGAAUGUACAAAAGUUUGUAGAACUGGCUGUGGUUGCUGAUAUAUCAAUGUAUCAUAAAUAUGGCAAUAAUACCGAAUCUGUGAAAGACAGAGUAUUUUCAAUAGUUAAUGUCAUGAAUUUGGAUUACAAGAUGUUAAACAUUUCUGUGGUUCUUGUUGGGCUUGAGAUCUGGAAUACCAAGGAUCAGAUUGAAGUAAGCACUAUAAUUGGAGAUACUUUGUCAACGUUUUCUACAUGGAGAAAGGAAAAGUUAUUGCGUAGAGGAGCACAUGACAAUGCUCAACUUAUCACGAAUACAGACUUUGAGGGUCCUGAAGUUGGACUGGGAUAUGUCGGAGCUAUGUGCAGUGAAAAAUCUUUAGGAGUCAACCAGUUACUGGGAUUUGUUCCAAAAUAUCUUCUUCUGAACAUGUGCUUGGUGUUUAUUGACUUUUGCUAUAACUAUCUCCAAUCUUUGUCUUCUGGCUUCCUGUGUCUAGUCCUCUCUGACAUUCCCUUCUCUCCUCAGGAUCACAGCAGUUCACCAGUUUCUGUUGCAUCCACUUUGGUCCAUCAGAUGGGCCACAACCUGGGAAUGAAUCAUGAUGAGGAGAACUGCUCAUGUUCCACAGGGUCUUGCUUCAUGUCACCAGUUCUCAGGUAUGAUCAGAAAUCGGGUGGCAUUGCCAAGGGCAUUGACCUGAGUGGCAAUAAUGUCCAGGAUCUCUUGCUUCCUGGCACGGGUGGUAUCCCUACUCUCCGCACCAUGGAGACCAACUGUAAUGACAAUUGGGCUCAGGAUUUCAGGUUCUUCUCGGAGCUACGGUGCUUGAAGUCUGGAGUAGGCGCUCUGACCUCCAUUCGAUUUCAAACACCAAUGGUGAGACCUCCACUUCUUGGUCUCCUGUAUCUAGAUAUAACUUGUAUGAAUUUGGAAGAUACCGUUGGCAUGCUGUAUGAGGUGUUGAAUCUCAGGAAGGAGAAUAGGAAGUUCUCGGAUCUGAGACUGUACCCGUGGGCAUCAUUGCCUGCAAACUACAGGGCAAUUAUCGAUAUCACCACCGAAUGGCUGCGAAUCCGGAUAGGGAUCCUGGAGACUCUUAGCUUUACUCUCACCCUUUAUAGCAAGCUGCUCCCUACUAAGUUUACUCAAUGCAGCAUGAACCAGUUUAUGACUUAUCUCCUGAAGCUGUCAUUUGAGUGUCUGAUGAAUAAACCCAAAAUAGGAAGAUUUAUAUCCCCACCAUUCUGUGGAAACAACUUAAUCGAGAAUGGAGAGCAGUGUGACUGUGGAGCUGAAAAGGAAUGCACCAAUCCUUGCUGUGAUGCCUCCACAUGUAAAUUGAAAGCAGGAGCUGUAUGUGCAGAUGGGGAAUGCUGCGAGAAAUGUCAGUUUAAGAAAGCGGGAAGCAAGUGCCAACAUAGCUUUCAUGAGUGUCACCGUCCAGACACAUGUGAUGGGAAAUCCAAUCGUUGCCUCGAUUUGUUCAAAAAAGAUGGCACCUCUUGUAUGGAUGGCCAAGGGUAUUGUCUACGUGGAAAGUGUCCAACAAUGGAAAACCAGUGCAUUAACCUGUGGGGUCCAGAUGUUCUUGUAGGUGCUGAUUACUGCUUUGACUAUAACUUAAGAGGCACAAACUAUGGAUACUGUACUAAGUCAGGGGACAUAUAUCUAAAAUGUUCUACUCCGGAUAUAAAAUGUGGUGUUCUAUACUGCUCUGGUGGAAACGAAGAUCCUAGUGUCAGUGCCGCCGUAGCUACAAUUGAUUCUUGCAAGGCUGCCCUGCACCCAUUUGGAAUGGUACAGAAUGGAACAAGGUGUGGAGAGGAGAAGGUCUGCUACAAGGGAGCGUGCACAAGCAAAGAAGCUGUAUAUGAGUCCCUGGCCUGUAAUGCUGAGUGCCCUGGUCAAGUGACGUGUAACCAGGCGGGAGAGUGUUAUUGUAAAGAUGAGCAACCCAAUCCCAAAUGUGCCAUCUCUGGUGUCUAGAAAAGUAAAAAAAAAGUGAUGCCCAAUGAACUGGCGACAACUCCAUGGAGCUUUACAGAUGUGCUGGAAACUAGAAGAAAAUAAUGAAAAUCUCAUGAAACAAACACAGAAUAUUUCCUUUUCCCUUGCAUCCCCCCACUUCUCUCUAUACUAGCUUAUUUGAUGUAUUUUCUAUCUCCUGAUGACUAUUAUACUAUAAGCAGUCUUUUCUUUAUACAUCGGCGGUAAACACUGAAUACUGUUAAAUUGUACUGCAUAGAAAUAAUCAGUUGGCAUCUACAGACUGAAUGUAUUAGAGGUAUGAGAAAUUCUGACUGCACCCCUCACUUCCUCUAUAUGUAUCUGAUUGUUACUAUUUGCCUGUACUCUUCCUUCAAUCAUCAGCUGUAUUCUACCGUAUGUUGUGCAUUACUAUGCUUAUUACCUUCAAUAAAAAUGAUUGCAACACAAAA